Molecule: messenger RNA, 1548 nt
Organism: Pieris macdunnoughi
Lineage: Eukaryota; Metazoa; Arthropoda; Insecta; Lepidoptera; Pieridae
Source: the annotation of a GenBank genome assembly
AUGACUGCAAACAAAUAUAACCUCACGAAUGUAUCGCAGCAGCAGGAAACCAAAGAAAUUAUUAUCGCAAAUCAGACUAGAGUUUCAGUGUUGUGUUCUGGCGACGUAAACAUCGUUACAGUAGUCAAUCGCGAAGAAUACGACGUUACAGUUACAGAUGUAUUGUAUGUUCCGAAUUUAACCACUAACUUGCUUUCUGUGAGUCAGUUGAUUAGGAAUGGCAACAAAGUAAUUUUCAAAGGAGAAAUUUGCUAUGUUUAUAAUCAACAGAAAGAACAUGUUGGCCAAGCAGAAUUAGUUGAUGGUGUGUAUAAAUUACAAACGUUACAAGUCGAAGAAAUAUUUGCAGCACCUGCAAUAACAUCAUGUGAGACUUGGCACCGGCGAUUAGGGAAUAUCAAUAGUAAUAGCCUGAAUAAAAUGAAAAAUGGAGCUGUAGAUGGAAUCACAUAUCCUGAGGUGGUAAACAUAGGCAAAUCUUCAUGCACUGUUUGUUGUGAAGGCAAACAAACUAGGUUGCCUUUCAAGAAAAGUUCAUCAAAAACAGAGGAUGUGCUGGAGAUUAUUCAUGCAGAUGUUAGAAUGGUAGAAAACCAAAAAGAAAAGAUAGUCAAGGUUCUUCGAACUGAUAAUGGAGGGGAGUUUUGUAGUCGUGAAUUUGGCCGUUAUAAGCAAGGUAUAGUUCACCAGAGAACUAAUGCUUAUACACCAGAACAGAAUGGUCUCUGCGAGAGGAUGAACAGGUCAGUAGUUGAAAAGGCCAGAUGUUUGAUCUAUGAUGCUGGAUUAGAGAAGAAGUUCUGGGCAGAAGCCGUCAACACAUCAGUAUAUUUAAGAAAUAGAUCAGUUGUCACGGGGCUGAAUAAUAAGACUCCUUAUGAAGUAUGGACUGGUCAGAAACCAAACCUAAGUCAUUUGCGUAUAUUUGGCAGUGUAGUCAUGGUUCACAUUCUCAAGGAAAGACGUUUGAAAUGGGAUAAAAAGGCCAACAAGCUGAUUUUUGUAGGUUAUGCAGAAAAAACUAAAGGAUAUAGAGUAUAUGAUCCUGUAACUAACAUUGUCACAAUCAGCAGAGAUGUAGUUGUCAUGGAAAGUCCAAACCAGAAAAUGGUAGAAAUACCAUUGGAAUGUAAGCAUCCAGUGGAGGUAACUGAGCAAGAGAAUUAUUAUGAAGAAAUUGAGAGCUCUUCCUCUAAAGACGGUUGUGGGUAUGAAACUUAUGUCCCAGAAUCUGAAGUUUCAGUGAGUACUUACAGUGAUAAGACAUUUGACACAGUCUCAGACCCAGGUGUUGAACCAAUUGAGCCAGAGCAAUUACCCAAACGCACUAGAGUGAGACCAGAUAGGUAUGGUUACAAUAACUUGUGUAUGGUGGAGUGUGAAGACAGUAGUCAAGGAGAGAUUACACUCGGAGAGGCAUUUAAUGGUCCAGAAAGUCAAUUCUGGCGAGCCAGUAUGAAAGAAGAACUAAAAUCUAAAUUUAAAUUAAAAGACUUGGGAGAAAUUAGACAGUGCUUAGGUAUGAGGGUCAGAAGAAAAAAAAGAUGA